Molecule: messenger RNA, 387 nt
Organism: Pistacia vera
Lineage: Eukaryota; Viridiplantae; Streptophyta; Magnoliopsida; Sapindales; Anacardiaceae
Exons: 1
Coding region: 1-387 (128 amino acids)
Source: RefSeq, a predicted model, not a curated record
AUGUCUACGCCGCCGCUGCUGGAUCAACAGCCACCGCCUAUGGCGGUGACGCAGCAAGCGUACACGGCCCGUUCGGGUCACGGGUCGGUUGGGCCUGUUAUUGCAGUGCUGGCAGUGAUAAUUAUGCUUGGAGUGAUAGCGGGCAUGAUAGGGAGGUUGUGUUCGGGUCGUCGGGUCAUGGGUCGUGGAGAGUACGAUUUUGAAGGAUGGGUUGAAAGGAAAUGCUCUUCUUGUCUUGAUGGUAAUAUCGACCCGCACCCGACCCGUUCUGAAAUCCCAGUAGCGGAGCCGGUAGUAGUACAAGAGGCACCACCUCAAGAGAUUAAGGAACAAGAACAAGAACAAGAACGGAAGUCUCAUGGAGCACAACCAAGUAAUGAAUCUUGA